AACUCUCUUACAAUAGCGGAAAACAAAAUGUCUCAAGUUGUUGGAACGCUCCUUGCAGCGACCUGCCUGUUGCCAUGUUAGAGACGCGCGUGUGUAACCUAGCAACUGACAGGCAACAUGACGAUCUCCAGGUGCACUUUGACAAAACAGUCCUUACGAGCAGGCUUCAGGUAAAGCUCAAUAUCUCUGUUAUCACUGCCUCCACCAAAAUGCAGCAGGCUCCAAAGGAGCGAGUUUUCAUCGAACAAAUGGUCACCAGCCGGUUUUACCCAAAUACUUCAGGAAUAUUCUCUAAUGUCCAUGAUGGCAUCAAGGCUUUCCCUCAACGUCCAAGAUCACCAAAUCGUAAUAAACCCCAACCCCACUGUGCAAGAUACAUUAGAAGUAAUACAAGAUUUAUCAAUGAGCCAUUUGCAUAUAUGGAAUCUGAAGAUACAUUGUCAAAGCAGCGUCAUGGAGCCUUUGUGUGCGCACAGAUAAACUCACAGAGUGGAAAGAUAGCUCCCAGAGGAGGAAAGGCAUUCCUGGUUACUGAAGGGUCACAUUCACUGGAACAGUUAAAAGAAGAAAAAGGAAAUGUGGGGGAAGACAUAUUGGCCUCACCCAAGCCCGGCUCAAUGAAUUUUCAACAGAUGCUUUGUUCUGGAACUUGCUUAUCAAAACCAGACCCUGAAUAAGCAGCCAAGAUUUAUCCCAGAAUUCUUACUGAAGGACAAAACAGCUUAUGGUCACAGACAGAUGAAGUCCACAGAAGACUCAGUGAACAUCAGCAAGUUGCUCUGGAUCUUACAUCAACAACAAAAUCAAAAUGUAGCCAUGUUAGUACAACUGUUAGCACACCAUUGUGUCAAUCACUUGUUUCUCAAGUUAAUCGUUAACAUGUUACAAUCAGCAACAAAACAUUAAACAAGCACUGGCAGCAGUCAGCACUUUAAAAGUAUAUAAUUUGUUUUUUUAAAAUGGCAGGGUUAUUCAGUAGUUUAAUCUUCUUAACUAUCAUCAUUAUACAAAAAAUGGUUUUCUGCAUGAUAAAUGUAUAAUCGGGUUAAUUUUGCUUAAACUUUAUUGUUGGAGUACCAAUAAAGUAUUCCAAUACUUUAUUGUGGCUAAAUGAGUUGGCUACUGUGGCUAUUUAUGUAUUGUUGCCAGCUACAGCUUUGCUCAUGGGCCUGUGCUUCUCAGUGUAUUUUAUCAGCAGUACAAAGCAUUCAAAAAUUCUGGCUUAAUUUUAAAUUGAAUAUUUUCAUUAUUCUUGUAUACAUUGUCAUUGCUGCUGUAUUCUGUCCUGAGUAGGAACAGACCAGCCAUACAGAAUAUCUAUAACUCUUAUUUAUGCAUUACAUUCUUAUGUGGUAGUGUAAAAAAUUGCAAUCACAAAUGUGAAAUAGUGUUGGAAAGUUGAGAUAUUAAAAACAGGAAUUAACAAAUUAUUCUUAGCAUUAAGUGCUGUAGUUCCACAUAUACCUCAACAGCACACAGUUAAAAAAUGCAUGGUUCCUUUUGUGACUAGAAUUGCAUACACUUUUUCCUAAACUAUCAACUUCAAUUUCAAUACACUUUUUUGAAAUUAGCAUAUGAAGCACUCACACGGUGCCCCAAAUAUUAGGUCCAAUGAGGUUAUUUGUAAUCCAGUAUGAAAACAAUCACAUGUUUUAGGUUGAGUUUUGGACCCCACUAAUGCCAGUUUGUAAAUUUGAAGUCAGUUUUUGGAAAAUGAAAUAAAUAUAGAAUUAAAUGUUUCUAUUCGCAAUUGUGACUGUGUAGCUGCUUAUUAUGACAAAAUCAGUAGUUUACUAAUGCCCUUCAGAUAAGGAAACUUGUGA
Molecule: messenger RNA, 1823 nt
Organism: Chiloscyllium plagiosum (whitespotted bambooshark)
Lineage: Eukaryota; Metazoa; Chordata; Chondrichthyes; Orectolobiformes; Hemiscylliidae
Source: RefSeq, a predicted model, not a curated record